Messenger RNA from Pelodiscus sinensis (Chinese soft-shelled turtle), 7253 nucleotides. The record is from RefSeq and is a predicted model, not a curated record. Lineage: Eukaryota; Metazoa; Chordata; Testudines; Trionychidae.
GCAAACGAUUGUCCUUCAGGAGCUCGGCGUGUUCUGGCAAGCAUCCCCACCGAGCAGGCACCGAGAGCAUUCGCUGCCAACAGGGCCCUGGGCUGGGACCCAGCAGAGUGGGAGGGCCCGGGUCCCCCUAUAGCUCCACCAAACCGUAAACCAGCUACCUAAAUUUAGAGGAAGCUUACAUGGCAAAUAGGCCGUAAGCCUGUUUGCACCCGGAGGGAAUGAAACUGGGUCUGUGACUAGGCCUGAGGGGCCGUAAUUACCCUAACGGGUACACUAGGCAUAUGACUAGGUCCCAAGGGCCGUAAAUAGCCUAAUAGGGGCUGUUCUGUUGUGGUGUUUUAGACGCUGCUUGUAAUUAUUAGAACUGGGAGCAUUGGCUGUUGGGAGUCUGGAAGCACAGGAAACAGGAAGGAGGGGGGAGAAGAUUGGCAUGGGCUGAGUGAGAGCUACUGAGGGAUGCAGCAGCUUUGUAAAGAGGCUCCACUUUUGGUAAAUAAAGUCCUGUUGAAGUUUGUUACUACCUUGCUUGCAUGAUACAACAUCUGUGUGGGGGAGCAACGAGGGGCGCCCUGGCAUUAGGGCACCCCUGUGACACCCUGCCAAAUUGUGGACUGCUAAAUGAAAUGCUUCCUUAUGCCCCCUUUCUGUUCCUCUGGGUAGCCAUCCCUGCACCUCCCUUUCCCCACCCCCCCUCCUUGCAGGUACCAGUUACCUAAGUUUGAUGCUUCAGUUUGAGGCUUUCCUUGGCACCUAUAAAACAAAUAAAAAUGGCAGAUGAUAUCACUUUCUACUCUUAAUUAGACUGGACUGAAUUAGCUGAAUAUGAAUAUUCAGUGGGGUUAGAAGCUAGGAUACAUUCUUCCAGAGUCUUGCUGAUUGUACCAUCUAUUUUAUAAGGGCCAGUGGGCAGAAAUAUCGAUACUGUAACCCUUACUACACUUCUUAUGCAUCGAUCUCAAAGCAUUUUACCGAGAGAGAUGUGUCAUUAUCUAAUCUUAUAUUAAGGAUGAGGAAGUGCCUAAAAUACCUAUGAACUUCAAAUCUAACAUGACAAGUUUUCUACUUUUCUCAUAAAAAUAACUCCUCUGAGAUGUUCUCAAAUCUUAAUAAAAUGUGGGGUGUUAAUUUGUGUUGGCUUGCAAGAAAUACUUGAUAAAUUUGGUUAGGUAAUGACCAAUGGAAGCAUUCACAAGAAUGGCACCAUCACAAUGCCCAUGUAUAUUCUGAUCUGAUAUGAACAUCUUUUAAAGUCCACAGUUAGCCAGGAGUGAUAACUUUUUUCUUUGCGCGCCACCUAUGUCACAUGUAACUCAGUGAACUGAAGGUAAAAAGUGCAGGAUAAACCAGUCCUCUCCAGUCUAGCAUGUAUCUAUAUUAAAAGACAGCUGCAGACAGAAUUCAGUGCUGAAGUGGUCUUUGUUUUUGGCACUCUCCAACUGACAGUCCAUCUUCUGCUAUGCUCCUUUCCUCUGUAAUCCUUAGUCUGUGGAAACCAACCCUUGACUAAUUAAGAGUUUAACUUGGAAUUUCAAGUUAUACAAGACAAAAUCUUAACUUUUUACAACAGCUUCAAGACUUAGCUUGGGAUCAGAACAGAACAUCAGACAUUCUAUCUGCACUAUCUGUAUAGCUUGAGGCAAUAGUUUGUUUUUAGAGCACUCAGCAUGCACUUCACUGGGAUCUGGCGCACAAAAAAAAAAAAAAGGCCUGGGACACAUCUUUUACAACAAGACCUUUCUCAAGGUGCCUGAUGGUGGAUUGAAGUAAAAUCUUCCACUGACUCAAAUGGGACACAUCGUUCACUGCCCCAGCUCGAAGGGGUGCAGGUCUAGGCCUAAAGUGUCGCUGUGUUUACUCAAUCCUCAAGAGGACACCUGAAAGGACCUAAAAGAAAAGAACUCUAAUGAGGGGAGAAGCUGUUAGACCCGUCAGGAAAAAGAACAUCUCUGACCUGAAGAACUUUGCCUGAAAUUAGAACUAGGGUUUUCUGAUUUUGGAGAGGGAUUUACAAGUAUAUCCAUUACGCAACAGCAAAACCAGGACCAAGAUCCCCUCUACCUGAAGCAAACUGGAGCUAUAUUUUGCAAAGAGAACAUAAGAAUGACCAGACUGAUUAGGCCAAUGGUCCAUCUACCUUGGUAUCUUCCAACAGUGGCCAAUGCCAUAUUCUUCAGAGGAAAUGAACCAAACAGGGCAAUCAUCAAGUGAGCCGUCACCCAUUCCCAUCUUCUAGCAAACAGAUACUAGGAGGACUUCAAAAUCUGCAUUCUGGAUUGAUCAACAAAAACAUCAUCUUUUAUAUAAUAUGUGUACUUACUGUAGUGGGAGUAAGGAAUAGUGUUUCUAGUCCUGUCCCUGUACGGACACUUGAGACUCACAAGGGUGACCAGGAUUAGAAUGGGCAGAUUUGGGCAGACAUGUGUUCAAACAAAAGGACGGCUCGACUAUCGGGGCAUACUUUAAAGGCCUAACCUUUAUUCAGGACGAAUUAUGGCACUGUCGCGUGGGCGAUCGUCCUUUGAAUGAGUGGGAUAUAAGACCCUUGCCCAAAGAGGUUUAUGAAUGGAUGGUUCCACGUAUGUUCGUUUGGACACAGGCUGAGUCACGAGAUCCAAUUUAUAAUCAAGAGGUGAUCUCUUCUAAGACCUAUAUGCCUCAAUUAUCCAUUAGCAAACGUUGGGAGAUCAAAUUACCUAUUUUCCGCAGCCAACUGAUUACGAUUCUAGUUAAACAACACCAGAAUUUUUGCCAUCUCGUUAUUCGAGAUGAGCUGGAGGGAAACAUCCUAUUGUAUUUUGUCAUAGAUAGAGAUGAUAGUAAAAAGAACGGCCUUAGUAUAAAUGGUUGGCUGAAGAUGGAAAUAUAUUCCAGCGUGUCCAAAAAGUGCAUGUGGAUAUUUGUUAAUCCCCAUCUAUGUGUUAAUGAGUAUAUGGCGCAUACUCCAUCAGUUGAGCAUAAUAGGCGAUGUUUGACCAAUUGCCAAUUAUUAGUCCCUCGAUGGACGGGCUCAAUCUGUGUUUAUUUGGAUGUUUUAUACUAUCCAAUAAUAAAACCAGGACAAGUGAUGUGGGUGAUUUAAGUUUUAUCAUGACCACCAUGUUACGGAGACUAUUCCAGUUAAGGUUGUAUCUCCUAUAGGGGUUAUACAAUCUAUACCCUUAAGCUGCACUGAAAAUCAGAAUCCGAAUAGAGUAAGCACAUUUGUGGCUUCUCCGAGUUGCAAGUUAGAACCGCAACCAGCUCGUUAUGUAUGUACAGGAUUGUUCGUAGACAAUAUUACCGAGUCCGGUACCUGGACAGUGCUAGGAGUUUUUGGAGCAAAAUUUCCGGUAAAAAUCCUAGUAGCCGAACAACCUGAGAAACUUGAGAUUGGACCAUAUGUUGUGAAAACGAAUAUGGCACGGCAAGUGUUGAUCGAGCCAAAAUAUCAAGUAAAGUGGGUGCACAUACCACUUGUGACCACCACUGUUGAUAUCAACAAACAGUGUGAGCCUUUCAUAGAACCAUUAUUACAAGGCUGGGAGAAAUGGUUAUGGUCAAUCAUCCCCUCUAAACAACCUAAUAGAAAGAGGCGAGACAUAGUGGCAAAAGUUCUGGGUGGAGUUAGUCCUGGCUUAGGCAUUGCAUCAGUCAUCGAUAAUGCUUGCCUAGCUAAGAAUUUAGCAAAAUUAACUUCAGGGACUGAAGAUCUAGUCCAUCCCCUCGAAGAGUCAUUAUUGGGCUUGGAUAAAGUCCAAGUAAAAUUGACCGAUUUAUUACCAACAUGGGCACAUUAUCAGGAAGAAGAUCAUCUCCGGAUGUUAAAGGGAAUGCAGGUUUUGGUUAACGAAACUACAUUGGCCUUAGCCUGUGUACAGGUGCAAAAUAUGCUUUUAGAAUUAUCGCACGACAUUAUCCACGAUGCACUGGCAGGCACCCUUCCUAUAGAAAUAGCGGCCCUAAUUAGUAAAUUAUCCACACCUUUUGAGAGGGAAAAUCAGGACGUGUGGAAUGUUUUGCAUUCCGAAUAUGAUCCCAGACGCAAUGUUUUGCAUAUAGUAAUACUGACAGUCUUAAGUGCACAAAAAGACAUCGUAUAUCCAAUUGUUACACUAGGCAUGUUUAUUAAUGGCUCAGUGAUGAUGCUUAUUACUAACAGAGCCUGGGCCUAUCAAAAUCAAGAAGAUGUAGUAAACAUGCAAGCAUGCAUAGCACAAAAUCAUUUAGGAUAUGUGUGCACAACCAGUCUGUGGAAUCAAGGCCAUUUAUGUCUAAAUGAGGCCGAAGGAGAAUGCAAUUAUGAAUUGCACCUGACACCUCUGGGUAAUAACCAUUCUGUAGUGGUCCAAAUAGAUCAACAUUGCAUAUGCAUACGGAGUUUGUGUCCUGUGUUUACUGUGAAUAAAUUUUACACAGUAGUCAUGCCCAAUUUUACUAACUUGUGUCUGUAAAGUUUUUGAGAUACGUGGGUGUGAUAUAAAUGUUAAGUUAAUCAACGCUGAGUACGAGGACAUUACCGUACGUUAUGCCAUAAUUGACAUUAUAACACCGGUGUCAUUGGGUCCCAACAUUGACUCCAUAAAAGCAAUGAUGGUCCAUCCAGAUUUGACAAGCAUUAUAAAAAGCAUUAAAAACAUCAGUGAAUGGGUUCAUAUAGUAGUUCAACAUGCAGCUGACGAUAUCAUCCACAUUGAUAAACGAAUUCAUGUUACACCUACUUGGUGGACCAAAUUAUUUGGUGACAUUUUUGGAGAUCUGUCAACCAUCAAUGUAAAAUCAGUACUAACUAACCCAUUGGGCCUGUUGUAUAUCUACAUAGCUGUCCUAACCUUGCUUACAUUACUGUUAUCUUGUUAUGUGUGUUGCCCACGUCCGCGUAUAAGAGAUGAAAUAUUUGCAUUUAAUUCUGCCAUGUAAGUUGAUGAACAUCUUCUGUUUCCACCUCAGUUGUCCAUCAAGGAGGGGAAAUGUAAUGCAGAAUUACUAUGUAACAUCAAUGUCCAUGUGUUAUAAAUGUAACAGACAGUUAUGUAGCAACCACAUGCUUUAAAUGUAACUGUAACCAACCCAAAGAGUCUGAAAAUGUAAUAUCCUGUACAGUGGACUUGUGAAUAUCUAAGGACUAGUGUGUAAAUUCAUUGUUAAUAUAUAUUAAAACACAUGAUAUAGGUAUAAUAUAGUCUUAUUUCAAAAUGGCUUCUCCGACUCCAUUUUGAAAUGGUAAAAUUCUCUUGGCACCCAUUAAGAACCCAGGUUAUGUCACGUCCAACAGGUAUGUCUGUUAGAGUUUAAUAUAAUAAUAUGCAUACCUGUUAGGAUUUGAAUAUUUAUAAAUAUGUGUGAGCUAUUUGUGUUCUCAUCUAUCAGCCAAUCAAUUUAAACAUAUGCAAAUAGAGCAUCAUUGGAGAGCCAAUCAGUUCAAACCUUGAGAACUUAUGAAUAUUCAUUAGCCUAUGCUAUUUAAGUCUCUGCCACGCAGCAGUUGUUGUUGCAUCGGGUCUUUCUAGCGUUGGGUCUAGGUUAGCAUAGGUCUGUUCUUGUAUGCUUGUAUAUGCUUUCAGUCUUAGUCCUAGAUACUGACGAAUGAAUGUAUUAAUUUAAUUCUAGACUGAUGAAACUGGGCGGAAGGCCUGUAGUUUCACCAAUAUUCCCCAUAGGGUAGUUUAGUUAGAUUAGGAUUAGUAUAGGGUAGACAUCGUCGUCGUGUCUGUCCGUCAGGCUGCGUCGGUACGAGUAAUUCGGCCGUCUUCGAGUCUGUUCGGCGGGUGCGUCGCGAUUUAGGUUAGGUUUUAUUUAGAGUAGUUAGGGUAGAAACAGAGUCUACAAUCGCCUGAUCCUGUUGCUCCGAAGUGCGAGAAGAGAGGUUGAGGCCAGACAAUUCGCAGAAGGUGAAUCUACCGCCGUCGCACUCAACCUGUGCUUCAUGGGAUCAUCUUGGUUAUUCCUCGCCCGAGGCUUUCCAUUAGCCAGAGGCUUGAGGUCGCCAAGCACCGGAUCAUCUGCCGAGGGACGCCUAGCUGUUCCUCGCCUGAGACCCUAAGGGACCAAAGGUCGCUAGCAUCACCACCGUUGCCCUUGCACCACCAGACUUUGUAAGUAGGUUUAGGAACCUUGGAGGGACUGCCCCUCCAAUGUUCAUGUAGUAUAGAAAGGGGACUGCCCCCCUAUUUUAUUCGAGGUAUAUGUUUGUUAAAUUUAAUAUGUAAAAUAUAGUCUUGUGGUCUAAAUUUAGUUAUUGUUGAGUUUUUAUUUACUGCAACCUGUCUCUGAGAUAGACAAUCUCCAGGUGAUUAGACACUGGUGGACAUCCCGCACCUGAAAUACCAUCCCGAAGCGGAUGCGUACAGUUACUAGGUAACUGUCCAGAGAGCUACUCCUAGUAGUUCCUCUGAAUCUGUUAAGCAACAGGUAACAGGCAAUCAUUUGUGAGACUUCUCUAAUCUUGGCCAAUUUAUGUAGCUGGUGAUAGCCUUGCUUACUGUUUAGUUCUUCACUGUUGUUUUGUGAUGCCACUUUUUUAUACCCACAGCUUGUUUCUGUUUGUGCUCUCCUUGUGCCUUCCUGGCAUAGGGUGGGAUGAAAAGCCACCAGAUUCAUUUAUUUGAGUUCUCACAGUGAUGUUGUGGGCAUCUUUACAGAAAGGUGGCAUGUUUAGAGGAAAAAUGUUAGAGACUGUGUUUACAUUUCACUUUUAAAGGUUCUCAUUUGACAUGAGGUACAAGAAAUCACUCUGAAGUCAGUAACUUUCAUAAGCAAAUCAGGAAAUACAACACCUCGUACCAAGUUUCUAAAAAGUCAUUAGUACUCUUUCUCUCUCCUUCUUUUGUGUACUGGGGAGGGGAUGCUUUUCAAAAUUGAUUUAAUUCUUUAGAGAUUCCAGUCCCAAACUAAUUCUAGGUGUCCCUUCUUCCCAGUGAGAAAUUUUACUUCUUGAAUUCAUGAGUCUCAUGGAUCAGAGUAAGGGACUUUGAAUGGGCAGAGAGAAUAGGGUCAAGAGAGAUAUAUGUGGUGAAUUUUGUCUCAAGUUUUUAGCUGUCUCUGUCAUGCUGUGUCUGUUUUAAUUAUAACAGGAAAGAAAUAAGUACUGGCCUGGGGCAGGAGCAUUGUGUGUAACAGGAUAAGAACCAAUGUGUAUGUAAGCAGGGGAAAUGGUCCCACUAUUGUGGAGAACUUUCCUGGCUCCUACACUAUCCCGGUGAAAUGGGCUAGUGAAAGGAUAUGAGUCUCCACUCCCACUUCCUUUUCUCAGAGACCUCUCUGACCUCAAGGGCUUC